CGUGAUAUGCCCCUCCGCUCGAAGCUGAACCACGGAAUAGUACUAUCGCCCGAUGGCAAAACACUCUAUGCCUCAACAGUCGACAAGGUCUACGCCUGGUCAUACGAUGCCAUAGAAGGAGUCGUCAAUGACCCCAAUAGAACGCUCGUCGCGAACAUGAGCAACACUGGCCAUACGACGCGAACUUUACUACUAUCCAACAAGAAACCGGGCAUCAUAUGGGUAUCAAGGGGUAGUGCGGCUAAUAUCGACCAAGAUGCCGCCAGGCAAGAAACCGGCCACUCUCAGCUCCGUGCUUUCGACAUUGGCGACCUUGGCGAGAACUAGCAGCCAUUCGACU
This is a messenger RNA of Colletotrichum destructivum, 340 nucleotides long. RefSeq lists its product as uncharacterized. The record is from RefSeq and is a predicted model, not a curated record. NCBI's taxonomy places the organism in Eukaryota, Fungi, Ascomycota, Sordariomycetes, Glomerellales, Glomerellaceae. The transcript has a single exon. The coding region runs from base 7 to 327 and encodes 106 amino acids.